Rhodamnia argentea is the source of this 982-nucleotide messenger RNA. Its product is annotated as selT-like protein. Gene Ontology annotation, biological process: cell redox homeostasis. The transcript is spliced from 4 exons. Gene Ontology annotation, molecular function: thioredoxin-disulfide reductase (NADPH) activity. Gene Ontology annotation, cellular component: endoplasmic reticulum membrane. Lineage: Eukaryota; Viridiplantae; Streptophyta; Magnoliopsida; Myrtales; Myrtaceae. The coding region runs from base 91 to 768 and encodes 225 amino acids. The record is from RefSeq and is a predicted model, not a curated record.
UCGAGCCUUAGCUCCUGAGAUUAUUCGAUCGUCGUAACUUUCUGUCGCUCCUCCAUCGUCGGUCCUCAGAACUCCUGCAAGAACCAGGAAAUGGAUCGAGGGCAGAUUCUGCUGCUAGGGCUCCCACUCUUCCUGCUAUGCUCCGACCUCGUCAACCUAUUCACGCCUCCACCUCCUAAGCCUCCUCUCGCUCACCGCCACCGCCAGCCGCACCAUCACAAUCCCCCCGAAGCCCUAGAGUUCCCUGCUCAGUUGCAGAAGCCGAGCACUAUUGGGGGCAUUGGUCUGGGGAGCACAGUCGUCAUCAAUUUUUGUUCUUCUUGCUCAUAUAGGGGUACUGCAGUGACAAUGAAGAAGAUGCUGGAGACGCAGUUUCCUGGUAUUGAUGUUGUUCUUGCAAAUUACCCUCCACCACUGCCAAAGCGCAUUCUGGCUAAAUUGGUGCCAGUCGCUCAGAUUGGAGUAUUUGCUAUCAUCAUGGCCGGAGAGCAUAUAUUUCCGAUGGUUGGGAUUGCAGUGCCUCCACCUUGGUAUUAUUCUCUUCGUGCAAACAGGUUUGGGACUAUUGCUUCAACUUGGCUUCUCGGCAAUGUGUUCCAGUCCUUCCUUCAAAGCUCUGGUGCUUUUGAAGUUCACUGCAAUGAUGAGCUGGUCUUCUCAAAAUUGAAGGAGGGAAGGUUUCCUGGUGAGAUCGAAUUGAAAGAUUUGGUUGGCAGAAGAUUGGCAAAUUCUAGAGUUACAGAUGGCCUUGGGGGUAUGUGGUCCUAGUUCUUUAAGCUGAUUUGCUGUUCCAGUGAAAUCUUAAAGAACCAGUUGUUACCCCUGUUUAUCAGCAGGUUUCAUUCUGUGUACACCAAUACGCAUGUUUGGCCACUGAAUCUAUCUUCAUCUGAAAGUUACUUGUAAUUUCGAUGUUUCUAAUCUUAGAACCCUUCACUUAGUGUUAUAUAUAUCACAGUCCGACUUCCUUUUUUCUGGACUA